Molecule: messenger RNA, 2263 nt
Organism: Cladocopium goreaui
Lineage: Eukaryota; Dinophyceae; Suessiales; Symbiodiniaceae
Source: the annotation of a GenBank genome assembly
AUGAUUAUGGUCAUCACUGCCACCAGGUUAUUGACGACCUUUCUCCAAAGUUCUGCGCCGUCCUUGUGCUAUUGGGCUUCCAAGAGCUGCAUGAGUUGUACCGAGCUCUAUGAGGUGAACAUCCACCUGGCCGCGGCUGCGGUGAAUUUCAUCCUGUGCUCCUUCGCUUUGGCCUUCGUCUUCACUUUCGAGCAUACCUUUGAUGAAUAUCUUCGCCAGAUUGGGCCUUUCUGGAAAUUCUGGGGCGUCAAAGGUGUUGUGUCGGUGACCUACUUCCAGUGGGUGGUCUUGAGCUAUGGACCCUUCAACUUGGAAGAUAAGCGCAUCUACCUGCUGCACUGUUUGCUGAUGACUUUGGAGAUGCCGUUGUUGGCUGUGAUCCACUCGAGUUGUGCUUACCCCUACGGCAAGCCCUGGUUGGAAUAUCUGCUACUUCUCCAGCAGAAGGACAUGCGCGAGGAACUGGAGGAGACAGGUGGCUCUGAACCAGGCCCUUCGGUCGAGGAGACGGAUGAAAGCACGACAACGUCGCAGGUGGACAAUGCGUUGGUCUGUCUUUUCUACUUGGUCUAUUGGGUCCUUGGCUGUGUCUUGGCCCAUCGUUUCGUGGUCUUUGUUCUCCCCGUGCGCAACACCUCCACCGGGCCCCGGCCGCCCAUCUUCAACAAGACCUGCACGCAGGAUGGGGACAUUUGGCACUACAUCGCCAACCACCCUGACCUUCAUUUCCACAUGCAGAAUGAUACCAUCGAGAAGCAUCGCAUGCCCAACAUCGGGGGUGCCUGGCUUCAGCUUUGUGGGCAGACGGACCUCGACUGCGCCGCGGGCUUUGUUGGUUCAGCACAGUUGCGAUGUUCACCAACAGGUUCCUACACCUACAAGGGCGAGUGCACGCGGAUUCGCUGCGGCCAGCCUAAAGAGGAAGUGGGCCACGCGCGGCUGCACGAGUUUGGCCAAAUUCGCCGAUGGACCAGCGAUAUGGAGAUCAGCUACGAGUGCGUUCGGGGCUACAUCGGCCGUAUUCGGGGCAUCUGCGGCAAGGAUGGCGUUUGGCGUCUCAAAGGGGAAUGCACUGAGGUGGUGUGUCCAAAUCCGCCCCUGGUGCCGCGCGCCAAACCUCUUCUGGAGCCCCAUGAGUUGGAAAAUCGCACGUGGCAAGCGGGGACGUCUUUGCGCUAUCAGUGCGAAGAGCCUUUCACAGGCACGAUCACAGCUACCUGCGAGGACGACGGUUCCUUCCAACUCCAGGGCCGAUGCGUGCGGCGCUGCACGACGCCGCCGGCGCUGCCCAACAGCAUCGCUGUGUACAACAACAGCUUGGCGCAGACAGGUUUCUUCGAAGGUCUUCGUGUCACCUACCAAUGUAGCCCAGGAUACGGAGGUACGCUCGUGGCCACCUGCAGGGAGGAUGGCAAGUACAGUGUUGAAGGCGGCUGCAAGCUGCGCUGCACCGAUCUGCAGAGUUUUCUGCAGAGGGAGUUUGGCGCAUCCUGGAAGGACGAGCUUCACAUGAAUUCUUCCGAGAACCUGGAUCUCACAGGAACUGGGCAGGCGGAUCUGGUCCCACUGCGUUGUGGCGUGGGCCUGGAGGGUCAGCCUUUGGCAGCAUGCCAUGAGGGCAAGUGGCGCUUGCUAGGCGAUGCCUGCCGGCCCUUCCAAACCUCACAGGGAUGCAGGUGUAAGCUUCGAUGGAAGUACUGCAAGGGGCUUUUCCAGAACAAGUGCAUCCUUUGGCACGGCUGCCACCCGGCCAGCGAAAACGACGCGCUCAGCUGGUGUCAGGUGGAAGCCAACACUUGCGGCCGAAACACCUGGGACUAUUGCGUGGGAGAAGGUCUUCAGGAAGCCACUGAGGCGUGGCGCUUUAUGGCACUGGGCUGGCUCUGGUGGCGCGCUUGGUUCCCGUUUGUCGCCGUUGACGCCGCGGCUGUUUGUGUGGCAGAUCAAUGGCUGGUGCUGUUGGGCACCAUCCGGGCACCUGAAUGGGGUGAGAGGCCAAUAGAUUGGAAAGGACUGGGGAUGAAGAGUUGGGUCUUCAUUUGGACUAAUUACGAAGUUGUUAUGCCAUCGGAAACCCGCGCGGUGUUCCUCCGCUUCGGGCUUUGCGCCGGGGCAGUGGUCCUUUUGGCGAUUGCCCUGCUGUGGAUUUGGAAGCUUCGACUUGGACGAGGUUGUGGAAGGGAGCUUGCUCGUUCAUCUCAAUCUGAGAGCGCCAGACGACCAGAAGCCUUAGAAUUACAAGCUACCCAAUCAAAUCCCUGAA